This is a messenger RNA of Nerophis lumbriciformis (worm pipefish), 1533 nucleotides long. The record is from RefSeq and is a predicted model, not a curated record. NCBI's taxonomy places the organism in Eukaryota, Metazoa, Chordata, Actinopteri, Syngnathiformes, Syngnathidae.
AUGCCUUUAUUUGCCCAAAACCCAUUUGAUCAAGAUGUGGAAAAGGCGACCAAUGAAACAAACACGACAGACGACUGGGGACUUAUUAUGGACAUCUGUGAUAGGAUUGGAACUGUGCCCAAUGGAGCCAAGGACAGCCUGAGGUCUAUCAUGAAGCGAGUCAACCAUAAAGUGCCUCAUGUUGCCAUGCAGGCGCUCAAUUUGCUGGGUGCCUGCGUGUCCAACUGUGGCAAAAUCUUCCACUUGGAGAUUUGCUCCAGAGAGUUUGCGAGUGAAGUGCGCAGCGUGCUGGGAAGGGCGCACCCCAAGGUGUGCGAGAAGCUGAAGGCGCUGUUGGUAGAGUGGGCCGAAGACUUCCAGAAGGAUCCUCAGCUCAGCUUGAUCAGCGCCACAAUCAAGUCGCUGAAAGAGGACGGCAUCAGCUUCCCGACUGUGUCCUCACAGGGAUCCAAUGUGAAGGUCAGCAGCGCUCCUGCCGUGAGCAAAGCAAUGGAUGACGAUGAUCUGGCCAAAGCCAUCGAGCUCUCCUUGCAAGAACAGAAGCAGCAGGCCGAAUCGCGCCCUCCGACGCUGACCGCCGAUUCCCCUAACUACGCUAACAGCGAAGGCAGCAGCACGACGCAGGAAGCGCGCAAAGUCCGAGCACUUUACGACUUUGAGGCGGCCGAGGACAACGAGCUCACUUUCAAAGCCGGAGAGCUCAUCCUGGUUUUGGAUGACAGUGAUCCAAACUGGUGGAAAGGCGAGAACCAUCGUGGCGUUGGUCUCUUCCCGUCCAAUUUUGUCACCACAAACCUGAACACUGAACCAGAAACAGUGCAAACAGUGGAGAAAGUGGUCAGUGCAGAGGAGUCGAUCGUCGAACCCAAAAUUGAGCCUGAGCCCAUUUUCAUUGAUGAGGGGAAGAUGGACAAAACGUUGGCACUGCUGCAGAACACCGAUCCUGCAGAUCCAAAUCUAAACUCAUCCGAGCUGAUGCAGCUGGAAGGCGCGUGCGAGCAGAUGAACCCCAUGAUUGACGAUAAGCUGCAAGAGAUUGACAGGAAGCACUCAGAGUUGUCGGAGCUCAACGUGAAGGUUCUGGAAGCUCUAGAGCUUUAUAACAAGCUUAUGAAUGAGGCGCCACUCUACCAGUCCUACUCUAAAAUGGCCCAGUUUGGAACUACGCCCCCACCAGCUACCAUGCAGGGUUACCAUGGCCAAGUCGCCGCCGGUGCAGCUGGCUACCUACCCCCUGCUGUACCUCAGCCACCAGCCUACAGUAUGCCCAGCGACCAGCCUGGAGCACUGCAUUCUCUGCCCAACAACAGCCAAGCUGGACUUCCGACAUACAUGAGCAACCUUGGCUCGCAUCCUCAUCACUACAUCAACCCGGCAGCCGGUGGCACCGGUUACCCCCAGAUGCCAGUGGACAUGUCAGCCUACAUGAACACCACCAUGCCGCCCGGGUCCUACCCUCCUCUCCCUCCUUCCACCGCCGCCCCGCAGCAACACCACCAACAAGGGGCGUAUUACCAGAAGCCCCUCCUCUAA